UUCCAGAAGAGGAGGGACAGCUGCUCCGAGCAGCGGAAGAGGAGCGGAAAAUCUAAAAUAAUAAAAAUAACAAAUAAAAAAUGCGUCAACCGACAGCUCAUCCUCGCACCGCUUUCUGACUCUUUCUCGAGCCUCCCCCCCGCAGAAGAAUGGCGUGAGGCGGCAGGCGUGGAUGUGACUGCGACAGUGUCGGGAGUUACCGGCAGCAGCGAACUCUGCUGCCGCUGCCUGGAAGUUUUCUGUGGUUUCCGUCGGGCAUCCGACGGUGGCGGCGGCGGCGGCGGCAGCGGCGGCUCUCUCCCCGGAGCAGUGUCCCGGGCAGCCCAGCCCCAUGCAAAACGGAACGGCCUCUGGCGGCUCCGGCAACUCCAAUGUCACCUGCUCCUGUAACUGCACGGCUUCCCAGCCCCGGGAGAUGGAGAUAUCUGAACUGGAGUUUGUUCAGAUUGUCAUCAUCAUUGUCGUGAUGACGGUGAUGGUGGUGGUAAUCAUCUGCCUGCUCAACCACUACAAGUUCUCCACCUGGUCCUUCAUAUCAAGGCAGAGCCAGGCCCGCAGGCACGAGCACGCCCUGCAGCAGAACGGGUGUCUGUGGCCUACAGACAGCAGCUCACGGCGAGGAGCCUCAGAGGGGUUUUACGCUCCCCAGGCCCGGGAUCGCUUCACCACUCCGUCUUUCAUGCAGCGAGAGCAUUUCAGCCGCUUCCAGCCCACCUAUCCCUACAUGCAGCACCAAAUCGACCUGCCCCCCACUAUAUCCUUAUCGGAUGGCGAGGAGCCCCCACCGUACCAAGGGCCCUGCACCUUACAGCUUCGCGAUCCCGAACAGCAGAUGGAGCUUAACCGGGAGUCGGUCAGGGCGCCCCCCAACCGAACCAUCUAUGACAGUGACUUGAUUGACAUGGGGGGAGGCGGUGGCCCCGGAGGAGUGGGCUUGGGAGGUGGAGGUCCGAGACCCCCCAGCAGCAAAUCCGGUGUCAGUGCAGCCAAUUCCAGCACCCACGGGCGCAUGGAAGGGCCCCCCCCAGCAUACAGUGAAGUGAUGGGCCACUACCCUGGGUCAGCUUUCUUUUUACACCAGCACAGCAAUAACCAGAGAGUAGGAAGGCUGGGGGGGCUGGGGGUCAGGAUGAUCCUGCAGGAGAGCCAAUCAGAAAGCACAACAGUACCUGCCAAGGCUAAGGACGGCCAACCAGAUGACCCCGUUUGAGGGGCAGACGGCUGGAGUUGUGAGUGAGCAUCAGAAUCUGGGUCUCCCUCCCCUCUGGAGCUGCAGCAGAGCGAGCAGGAGACAAUCCCAGAGUUCCUUUCACCUAAAAGGGGGGGGAAUGCUUACACCCCACGGACACUUUAGAUUUCAUUUGAAGAAAGAAAACGUACUCCAGCACAGACCAGUUCUAUUUUCCCUCUCUGAUGUUUUAUGUGUUGCCUAAGGGAUCGACCUUUGGUCUCCAGGAGGCCGUUCGGCCCCGUUUUGGUCUCUUUUUGGGCAUCGGAAUCUUUUCACAAAGGAAGAACUGAGAAUCCAAGGUCUGCAGAAGACCCGGCAAAACAAGAGAACCUAACCCCCAGUGCCAAGGUCCACGAGAAAGCAAACCCCACAGGACGGAGUGACGCGUGGAGACAGAACCCAAAAACCUUUCCUAAAAGUUGCACUAUUUUUGGUUGUAGAAGAGGAGAGGGACUUUUUGCUUCUUGUCCCUCCCUCUGUUUUUUUUUUUUUUUGUUGUUUUUUUUUUGUUUGGCGUGGUGGGGUAUGGUACUGCACCCCCCACACACACACUUCUUAAGUAGUUAGGGGGGAAAUCAAACAAAAAGUAAGAAGAGAAAAAGCAAAAGAAUGAAUGAAGCUUAAAUAUUUCCUUUUCAAAAAGUGCAAGUAAAACUUUUCUAAGGCCAACAACAGCUUUCUGCUUACGCCAGUAAAACUUAGUAAAACUCAAUCUGCUAUGUGACCGGCUGCGACGGGAAACCCCCCCUACAUCUGCUUACACAGCCUAUAGGAAGUGAAAGAGUCUUCUGGAAUCACAGUCCCCUUAGUUUAACUGAUCUUUGCACUUGUGUUCACUGUGCAUCGUCUAAAAAGGCCUUCUGGCCAGCAGAAUAGGCUCAAAGCUGCCCACGCUCCAAAAAGAGACACUUUCCUUCUCUUUCUGUUUUCUAGCAUCCAUCUUUCUCCGUCCACCCUCCACCCUCCACCCCUCAGUGCAUUUUUCCAACAUCCACCCUGAGCCCCAAAGCUGGAAGUGCUCUCCCGCUUGAUGCAGAUGAAGAAAGACGGCACGAGCCAGCUGUGGUUAAAGUCAAAGGGCUAAGGGAGGGGGCCUCUUACAGAAGAGGAUGAUACCUUUUUGCUCAUCGUUGCCUUGCUUCUGGUUUUGCCCGUUCUAUGCCACCAUCCCAGCAUGCUCUCUGCUUCUGUCUGGGUCUCUGCUGCUGCAUUAACACUGAUUGGUCCAGCUUAGUUUGCUCUUCCCUCCUUCAAAACGCAUUUGAAAUGGGGUGACGGAAGUCCCGCCUGCAUUGCUACCAAGGUGUGCAGAGUGAGAACUCCCACCUCCAUCCAGCAUGUUGUUUUCUAUUUUUCUUUCAAACGGACUGAUUUGAGCCUUAGCCUUCAUGUUUUGGUUUCUUCUAUCAGCACACAGAAAUGACCCAUCGGUAUCAUAACUGUGGGGUAAAAGGUUGGGAAAGCAUGGCUUAGAAACCAGACUUCUCCUGAACUUCAAACAUCCACGUUUAAAGACUGGAAGAGCCUUUACAGUUGAGUCUGGGGUCCUGACACAGAGCCACGCACUUUUCGGUUCAAACGAGUGCACUGUUUGCUUUCCAGACAUUUGGCGGCUCAUGCAUUAACUCGUCUGUCUUUCUCAACCUUAAUGUAACAGAAAAUUAAGCUUUCAUUAGAAUUCUAAAGGCCGGAAACACAAAGGGCCUCACAUCUGUGAAGCCAGGUUCUCUGCGUGUCCCUUUGACGUGACAGAAGUGCCCAUAGACAUUCGAGUCCACCAUAGCAUGAUAGGAUAUCAUUCUUUUUUAUGGUACAUGACCCCUUCCCCGCCUUUCACACUCUCCUGUUGAAACUGUGACCAAAGGUUCAGGUUUUGUUUCUACUCGGAUAGACUCUGACGGGUGAUGGAAAACGCCGGAUGCUGUUGCUAAACUCUCCCUUCUGUGUCACAUUUAGUCUGGAAGUGCAGCUGUGCACAGUUGAAGCAAACAUCACGGACGCCUUUCCUUCUGUGGGCUGACGGUUUCAGCCGUCACAGAUCGGAGGCACCGAGCCGUCGUACUGAUGGUUCUGCGGUGUUGUCAUGUGAUUGGUGGACAGGGAAAACGUUAUUGCUUCCACUGUGAGAUCAGUGUGUUACCCGCUUUUCCAUCUGUGUUUGAGAAGAGCAGCAGAGGUGACUGCAGAUGAAGGGAGGAGAGACUUGCAGGCUCCUUGUGGUGUAACCACAGGACUCCAGGAAAGGUGGAGUUGGAGGCGUGGCUCCAUUUUGGCGCUGAUGUUUUUGUACAGAUGCAAGCCCCCGUUCGGUUCUGGCGGGUGCGUUGUUGGCCUGGUUCCGUUGUUCCUGUGUGACUAAUAAGCUGCUGCUAAGGCUGUUUUUUGCUGCUACUACUGUUGCUGCUUUCAUACCCGCUUCCAGCCCCCCCCCCCAACUGUCCGUCCUGCCCCCCUCAGCUCCACCAUGAAAAGCCCAAACCUUUGCAGUCAAAGCCACCAGUACUGAGCCUGCCAUCUCCAUGACUGAGAAGAGGGAUCCCAGCCUGGAUUCUGACUGAGACCUGGUACUUGUGUGACUGAAGGGGGCAGCUUCCAGCUCCCCCUGCUCUUUUUUUGUUUUUCGUCUUUGUUCCAAGCUGCUGUCAUGCAUAAAGAGGAAUUUAUGUUUUGUACCAUGUUACCAGUUUGUGAGUAAAUAAGGUGCCUAAUGUUCAUGUUUGAGCAGAUCCCAGCUCAGUCACAUGGCUGCUGGAGUCCACAUAGACGCAUCAUCUGGGUUGGGGGGUGGGGGGUUUCACCUGUCUGGCGGGUGCGGCAGAGUUCUGCAUCGGUCCCUGACUUUCUCAGUGCCGUCUGACUGGAACUGUGCGCGUCAUCUCUCACCUGCUGGAGCUGCACGCGUGGCGGCUUCAGAGCCCGGCAUGGUCCGUUGCUCUGUCAGACGGUAGGACCCCCCCCCCACACACACACACACACACACACAGAUGCAGGCGAGGCUGUUCCCGAGCAGACGUGGCCUUUGUGUGGCGUAGACAUAAGAACCCACUUGCACUCAAAAAAAAAAAACUCCCACCUUCUUUGUGCCUCACUUCCAACGGUGCUUUUUCAGUCUCUUUCUGUUUGUUUGUAAGGUGCUGUAAAUAACUUGAAUCUCUUAUGCACAUAUCCUACCCAGAGGGUAGAAACCACCAGAAGAUGUUGUGAAUAAUGUAAAAUAAAUGUAUAGACAUUAUGAUCAUUUGAAAUGCCUAAAACAUGCUCUUUUAACACAAAGACAUCAAAGUAUGCUUAGAUUAUGGUUGCAAGUGACUCCUCUGACUAUUUUCCUAUAAAUAACAAGUCUGAUGAUGACAUGACCCCGAAUGGAGAGAGGUGGUCACUCGAGCAUCACGUUUGACCGGGGCUCUGGACUGGAGGAAGGUUUUCCUCUCCCUCCUUUGUCCGCCGACAAAUGUAAAGCUGUUUUGCACAGAUUUUUUUUUAAGGACACAGAAAUCCUGCACACCUGUUGGCUUUCAGACGUCCAGCAGACGAGCCCAUGUUCUCACUGAGCACAAAAGUCCGUCUGUCCGUCAGCUGCAAAGACGAGCAGUCGCCACGUCUGCAUUUUGUCCUGUAUUUCUGCCAAAGUGCGGGAGGCGGCGAGGACGCUCGGCUGGGGUCAGAUGGCGUUUCAGCUCUGGAGGACAGCUGCUGCUGGGGAAACACAAGAGGGAAACGGCGUUCUUUUGGCUAACGUGAACUAGCACCAGCAGCGUUAGACGAGCAGGGGUCGAAUUACUGUUAAAGCUAUCAUCCGACUUUUCCUACUUCACAGAUUAUUUACAACAUUUUGAUAUGUUAUCAGUUCAUCCAAACAAUCUGCUUUACUUACAGUAUGUAUUCAAGCUAAGGCCUCAGUACGAUAUGCACAGAGCAUGGUCAUUAUCUAUAGACGAUGUACAGUCAAGUUUUCUUUUCAAGCAGCUGAGUAGUAGUUGGGGUUUGAGGGACGUCCGAAGAGUUAGGCGGGCCGGUUCGUCCGGUCACAGGCGAGCCCCAAGCUGACCUUCACCUGCUUUGUCCUGUUCCGUUUUCUGGAGUUCAGAUCCACCUGCUGUCAACAAGACUGCACGAUGAGAGCAGGGAAGACUACCGUUUGCUUUCAGCCUGGGUUUACCAUCAUCUGUUUGCUUUACUGACAAAAUGUCCCAUUUACCCCUCUGCAGAAAUAUAAAAAUAAAUGUAUAUAUGUCAUAUAUAUAUAUAUAUAUAUUAUCUAUAUCUCUGACAGAGGCUAAAUUGUGUAUUUUUCUUUCCUUUUAUUUAAGCAGUUGUGAUGUAAUAGGUUUUAGGCCUAAGGUCUGUUAUUGCAAUACUUUUACAGAAAAGAAGAAAAUCAAAUAAAAAUGUUGCUCCAAGUGCUGUUGUAGUCAGAUUUGAAGCUUGUUCUUCUGCUGUAGUCCAACUGCAGCGUAACAAAUAAAACUUUCAAAGUGA
This is a messenger RNA of Oryzias latipes (Japanese medaka), 5710 nucleotides long. Its product is annotated as low-density lipoprotein receptor class A domain-containing protein 4. Gene Ontology annotation, biological process: negative regulation of transforming growth factor beta receptor signaling pathway. NCBI's taxonomy places the organism in Eukaryota, Metazoa, Chordata, Actinopteri, Beloniformes, Adrianichthyidae. The record is from RefSeq and is a predicted model, not a curated record. Gene Ontology annotation, cellular component: Golgi membrane; early endosome membrane. Gene Ontology annotation, molecular function: R-SMAD binding.